Messenger RNA from Halteromyces radiatus, 3012 nucleotides. RefSeq lists its product as uncharacterized. Bases 245 to 2902 code for a protein of 885 amino acids. The transcript is spliced from 3 exons. Lineage: Eukaryota; Fungi; Mucoromycota; Mucoromycetes; Mucorales; Cunninghamellaceae. The record is from RefSeq and is a predicted model, not a curated record.
GUGAUUUUACAUCGUUUCAAGGAUAGAAGAAACAAAUUUUCUUCCUUUUUUUUAUUUUAUUCUUUUUUUUCUAUUUGUUAUUGUUUGACACUUUUUUGUAAUUAAUAACAUCCUUCCUUUUGGUGCGUCUUGUACGUACAAUUAUUUUUUUUUUUACCUUUCUCUUCUUUUUAUACGCCAUCUCCACAUUCAUCUCCACAAAAAGUACAUAUAAAGAUUAUAUAUUGAGUUAUAUAUCUCUAUCAUGUCACAGCAUGCUGUCACAGCACUCCAUCCUUCGACUGGAACUUCACCACCUACGCCAACACCUCAGCCACAUCAACCAUCUCAACGUGUCUCGAAAGCCAUUUUGAAAACUGCUAUUCAGAAAGCGAACUCUGCUGUCGUUUUGGAUAAAGCCAAUAAUCUUACUGGUGCUAUUGAAGCCUAUACCGAAGCUAUCAACUUACUCGAUCGUGUACUUUCUUCUGAAACAAGAGAAUCUGAUAGACAACGGUUACAAGAAACUUAUGACAAGUAUCUCAAACGCAUUGAAUAUCUCAACACUUUAAAGUCUGAUGCCGAUGACCUUUACGAAACGUUUGAAAAUGGUUCAAAGAAAGACAACGAAAAACUCUCCACCACUAACACAAUAAAGCAAUCAUUACACCAACAAGGGAAAGGAAGAAAGGAUACAUGGGUUCGAAAAAUGGCAUCUUCUUCGUCUUUGGAUAGUAAAACAAAUCGGUUAGAUAUGGGUGAUACUUCUUCCAAGCUUGGUUCUACUACAACUGCAACGCGUUAUGGUCUACGUAUGUCUGAUGGCGCGGUACCAAAUACAACACGUUGGCAACAACGGCAGCAUAGCGUUGGGACAAAUAGUACUACCAUGACGACAACAGGAACAACAACAACAAAUUCUUCCACUACACCGACUUCGCCUUCUUCUUCAUCCAUAUUGAUGUCAUUAGAUGUACCACCUUCACCAGUCUCUUCAGAAAGUACACCAUCAAGACCUUCUUCUCACCGCAAAAGCAAUGAUACCAUCAAUCCUUCUACGGAUCCUCCUCCUUUGGAACCACGCUCUAUUCAUCGUCCAAGUCCUCGAAAAAGCUCUCGUACUGCUGCCGCUGCUGCUCUCUCUCAAACUUCAACCACUUCGACUUCAUCUUCUGGUACUACCUCAUCACCUGCUGGCCAAGUUGUUACUACAACUACUGUUGCUACUACUGCUGCUACGACUGCUGCAGAUCAAGACCAACCAUUACAUAGUCCUCGACAACGAUCAUCCAUGUCAAGCCUAUCCUCUACUUCGUCGGCUGAUUCGGAUAUCAUUUGCGUAUCAAGUCCUCAUCAACCAACCAUGGCUCUACCGUCGCUUUUGCACACCAAAAUGGAAGCAACCACGGAAACAACUGAGAAUAAUUCACCAACUGUAGAAAGAAACAAGAUCGACAAUAAUGAUGAUACAACUUCUCCACAUGAAGGUUCACUCAAAUUGAAUUCGACGUCAUCCAUGUCUACAAUGACUCUAUCACGCCAAGACGAAACACCAUCUUCAUCAGGACGAUUGCGUACCAGUAGCUUACCUCGUAAAUUACAUUUCACUCGACCUGUAAUUGGCUCAUCUUCUCGUACACAACGUUUAGCUUCCAAUGCCUCUUCUAUCGAUUCCAAUCCUGACAAUUCAUCAUCCACUACUCCUACACGUAAAAAUGGAAGUCAACCUAUUUCAUCAACCAUAGGAACUUCAUCAUCAUCAUCAGCUAUCGAUACGGACAACUCUGUUACAAAUCAAACACCAGUACAAAGACAAUCAAGUGGACUUAGUAUGCGAAAGAAAUACAACAGGUUAUCAAGAUCAAGUAUGGACGGUGUAUCUGGAAUCAUUAAUGGUGGCAAUGGAAACAGUGGUAGUGGUGGACGAAAGGAUAAAUCUGGACCUAUCUUCAGUACUCUAUUUGGUGGUGGUGGCAAUAAUCCUCAAUCUGUUAGUCAUGGUCAGGAAGCUAUGAAUUAUUUUGGCAAGAGUACGACAAACACCGACACUAUCAAUCAACAAGGUCUGGACAGUACAAAUCAACUUAUGGAAGGCAAGACUGGAACAAUGGCGACAUAUCAACCAUAUCGACAAGAAGGAUCCGUACCACCUAGUAGAUAUUUGGAUAUUCAUUUGAAACUAAUCAUUGCUUUGGAACAUAGUAUGAAUUAUGGUGGCUAUAUUACUCCAAAAUUGUUUAUACCCAAAAAUUUAUGGCACCAAACCAAUAUACGCUUAUCAUCUAUGGAUGUUAAGGUGGCAGCCUGUGAAAGUCUGAUUUUGGAUCUAAAUCGUAUUGAAAAAUGGAGAAAUUUGGAUGAUAUCCGAGGCAGCUUACGAUUGAUUGAAUCAUUGGAAGAAGUGGUGGAUGGAUUACAAGUGACAUUAUCUAAGAAAUUCAAACGUGACAGUCUUGCUGAUACCAAUGAUGAUAACAAUAGUAUAUUAUAUUCAUCUGAUGGACCUGGUGCUUUUCAAACCAUUGGCAAUCAACAGUAUUCUGGUAUCAAUGGUGGAAACAACAAUAUGAACAAUAAUGUCAACAAUGUCAACAAACGUGCACAAUUCAUGUCAUGGGGAUCAAAAUUAUCAAAAUCUGUGGAACGUAUGAAUGCUUUUAGCCUCACCAAAGUGGAAGAUCAACAUCGACAUUAUAUGGAAGUAUUACAAAAACUUUUCAUCAAAUUACAUAUGCUCGAAAUGUGGUUCCAACAUUACCUUAAGAAAGAUCGACAAAAGAAUCCUCAUUAUGAUGCUCUUCUAAGCAAACUUGGCAAAGUAUGUGAUGGUAUCAAUCGAGUGGUGGGUGGUUUUGUAUUACGUGAUGUGGCUAUUCUACUUGGCAAAUGGUUAAAACGUGGUGGUGUUUGGGUUAACGAAUGAUCCUCAUUUUAUCCUUUUUUUUUUUUGUAUAUUUCUCUUCCCUUCCUCCUUUUUUUUGUUACUAUUUCUUCCAUCUCUCUCUCUCUCUCUCUCCCUUUUUCAAUAUUAUG